This is a messenger RNA of Paramecium tetraurelia, 1095 nucleotides long. RefSeq lists its product as uncharacterized. Lineage: Eukaryota; Ciliophora; Oligohymenophorea; Peniculida; Parameciidae. The record is from RefSeq and is a predicted model, not a curated record. The transcript has 4 exons.
AUGAGUGUUUGUAACAAAAAUUACUUAUAGGAAACCUUCCCUCAAUAUGUUCAUGAUUAACUAAAUAAGGUAGCUGAAGAGAAUGUAAACACGGAUAAAUCAUAGAGAAUUUUCAAAAUUAUUGACAAUUUGAGUGAACUUAAGAUUUUAUCCUUUGGUUUAGCCUCUAAGUUAAAAACCUAGGAAGGGUUUAUGUACUUUCCAGAAAUAAUUUCUGAAAAGUACAUUAUUGAAUUUAAAGAAAUCAAAUCGUGCAAUUUGAGAAAAAAUGAAUCCUCUUAUUUUUAAGCUUGGGCAUUUGCUAAUUUAGACCUAAUCGAUAUGUAUAAACUACAAACAUUUUUGCGCAUUUUAUGUAUUUUAGCAUAUUUUGAGUGCAAAAAAUAUUUUGAAGUGUUACAAAUAGAUUACAAGUCUAAAUAUGAGACAGAUCUUUUUAAAGUGUUUCUAUUGUUAUAAACCCAAAAACAAGAGUAUAAAAUUGAAGCAGACAUUUUCUUUCUUCAAUUGAUUGAGAAGUGUGAAUGUAAAAACAACCAGUUCAUUUCAUAUAUGUCUAAAUUCUGUAAAGAGAAGAACAUGCUAAAAUGCUUUGGAUACUUGGAAUCUAUAAAAUCAACAAACAAGGUUUCCUCCGAGAAACGCAAGGGGUUUCAAAAAUUUAAAGAGCAAGAUCAAUUAAAGAAGGAGUCGCUCUAAGAGUCACAAUAGGUCUCUUAAUAGAUGUUGAUCUAAACAUAGAAUCCGACUUAAAUCAUAAGGAGACAGUCAUCAAUAUUCCCUAGAAAAUCACUAGAUUAACAAUCUUAAAUGAUUUAAUUUUAGGAGCCAACAAAAGAGAUGAUUAAACCAACUGGAAUGAAUCGACCCUCCUUAACAAUGAGAACCAUAAAGGAUGGGAUAAAUCAUAAAUAUAAGGUAAUUGACGUGAAAAUGCACAAUAGACAAUAAAGAUAUUUGUAGAGUGAAACCAAUUAGCACAGAUAAUUUCAUGAAGAGGUCUGUCGAAAAUUAGAGAAAGUGCAAAUGAGGAGGAUUACAUGUUGGAAUUCCGAUUGUUUGGCUCCUGAAACUCCUGAAAUUUACAGUGAUUGA